CGUUGUUUCGUGUUCACUCGCCAUUGGCAGCCCGAAGAUUGCCGAAGCGAGCAAUGGAGGAGCCUCGUAGUUGAGGAAACAUGUUGGUUAUGUUCGUUGCCGCUUGAACGUCGUCCAUGUGUUCGGAGGUGAAAGGCGGCUACUGAAGCUCACGGUCAAAGGCCGGCUAGCUAGCUGCUGCGAGAUGGACUUCCUGUGGGAAAUGAUCCCGGCUUUGGUGGCACUGACUCUUGUGGCUCUCAUGGCGGCGACCGUCACGGCGCACGUGACAGCCGGGACGGUGGACCUGAGGCGUCACAGCCAGGAGAAAUGCUUCCUCAGCGCCACGGGAGCCAAAGAGUUUUUCCCCGGUCUGCACGAGCCGUCCUCUGUGGAACUCUCCGUGGUCGUCCCGGCGUACAACGAGGAGCAGCGCAUGCCCGUGAUGUUGGAGGAGGCCACGGAGUAUUUGGAAGACAGGCAGAGAAAACAAGCUGCCUUCACUUACGAGAUCAUCGUGGUGGACGACGGCAGCAAAGACAAAACCACCGAGGUGGCGUCACGCUACACCAAGAAGUACGGCGCUGACAAAGUCCGCGUUCUGACGCUGGUGAAGAACCGCGGCAAAGGCGGCGCCGUGCGAAUGGGAACUCUGAGCUGCAGGGGGCGCCUCAUUCUGAUGGCGGACGCGGACGGAGCGACAAAGUUCUCAGAUGUGGAGAAGUUGGAGGCGGGGCUUAAGGAGAUUAGUCCAGAACCGGACGCCAUGGUCAUCUCCUGCGGCUCCAGAGCUCACCUGGAGCAGGAGGCCGUCGCCCAGCGCUCCGUCUUCCGCACUUUCCUGAUGUACGGCUUCCACUUCCUGGUGUGGUUCUUCUGCGUGCGAGGCAUCCGCGACACGCAGUGCGGCUUCAAGCUCUUCACGCGCCAGGCGGCGCUCAGGACCUUCUCCUCGCUGCACGUGGAGCGCUGGGCUUUCGACGUGGAGCUGCUGUACAUCGCCCAGCGCUUCCACAUCCCCCUCGCCGAGGUGGCCGUCAACUGGACCGAGGUGGAAGGAUCCAAGCUGGUCCCGUUUUGGAGCUGGCUCCAGAUGGGCCGAGACCUGGUCUUCAUCCGCCUGCGCUACCUGACGGGCGCCUGGACGCUCGGCCCGCCGCUCAAGGCUGAGUAGUCGCUCCACUGGGGGCGCUGCUACACACAAACCUACUUUACCCAUCAAGUUUGUUACUGAAAAAUAUUAAAGUGACCAAACAACAAA
Nerophis ophidion (straightnose pipefish) is the source of this 1240-nucleotide messenger RNA. RefSeq names its product ALG5 dolichyl-phosphate beta-glucosyltransferase (gene alg5). Gene Ontology annotation, cellular component: endoplasmic reticulum membrane. Lineage: Eukaryota; Metazoa; Chordata; Actinopteri; Syngnathiformes; Syngnathidae. The record is from RefSeq and is a predicted model, not a curated record. The transcript has 10 exons. Bases 185 to 1153 code for a protein of 322 amino acids.